UGUGGUUACCAAUCAAUUGGUACAACAGAGCAGAGCCAGGCUGCAAUAGCGUGCAGAUCAGACGCCUCGCCUUGUUUCUAGAUAACUGGGAGCCUCUGUACCAUGUCCUAUCCUCAGUUUGGCUACCCUUACUCCUCUGCACCCCAGUUCCUGAUGAGCACCAACUCCCUGACGACCUGCUGCGAGUCCAGCAGCCGGACGCUGGCUGAGACGGGGGCGGCCGCCUCCGCCCAGACCCCCGUGUACUGCCCGGUGUACGAGAGCCGCCUGCUCGCCACCGCCCGACACGAGCUCAACUCCGCCGCCGCCCUGGGGGUCUACGGCGGACCCUACGCCGGGCCCCAGGGCUAUGGAAACUACGUGACCUACGGUACCGAGGCUCCCGCCUUCUACUCCUUGAACAGUUUGGACGCGAAGGACGGGAGCGGCUCUGCGCAUGCGGGCAUCGCCCCGGCGGCUGCCUACUACCCCUACGAUCACACCCUCAGCCAGUACCAGUACGACAGGUACGGGACGAUGGACGGCGGGACGCGGAGGAAAAACGCCACCCGAGAGACGACCAGCACGCUGAAGGCCUGGCUGCAGGAACAUCGCAAGAACCCCUACCCCACCAAGGGCGAGAAGAUCAUGCUGGCCAUCAUCACCAAGAUGACCCUCACCCAGGUCUCCACCUGGUUCGCCAACGCCCGCCGGCGGCUCAAGAAGGAGAACAAGAUGACCUGGCCCCCGCGGAACAAGUGCUCUGACGAGAAGAGGCCCUAUGAGGAAGAGGAGGAGGAGGAGGAGGAGGGUUCGCAGGAAGAGACGAUGAAGAGCGGGAAAGCCGAGGAACCCACGGGCAAGGAGGAGAAGGAACUGGAGCUCAGCGACCUGGAGGACUUGGACGCCGCCGAGUCGGAGAGCUCGGAGUGCGAGCUGAGGCGGCCCUUCCCACACCCGCUCCCGCAUCCGCAUCCGCACCCGCUCCCGCUCCCGGGCGGCAGCCACCCGCCGCGGACCGCCGAGCUCCCCGCCAAGAUGCCGCCGCCGGCUGCCGCCAGGGAGGAGGAAGAGGAGGAGGAGGCGGCGGCAGAGCGGGCGCGGAGCUGCCUGAAGACGGCGGCGGAGGAGUGCGGCCCCGACCCGCUGGGCGCUCGGCAGCGCGGCUGCGAGUCCAAGAUGUGCUUCCAGCAGGGGCAGCAGCUGCUGGAGGCGAAGCCCAGGAUUUGGUCCCUGGCGCACACUGCCACCUCCCUCAACCAGGCCGAGUACCCCUCCUGCAUGCUGAAACGGCCGGGGGGCUCGGCCGCCGCCGCCGCUCCCGCCCCGGUCAGCGUCAUGGACAGGCACCAGGACUCGCCGGUCACCAACCUCAGGAACUGGGUGGACGGGGUGUUUCACGACCCCCUGUUCAGGCACAGUACUUUAAAUCAAGCCCUGAGCAACACAACAGUUUCCUGGGCUACCACCAAAGGAGCCAUUCUGGAAACGGGCGCCUUGGGACGCGCGGUGGGGAACGGCGCCAAUGUGCUCAAGGGGCAGCUCUCAAACCUGGCCCACCAUGACUCAAACAAAGAGUUUCUGGCGUUUCCCAAAUCAGGAAGCAAAAUGUUUUGUUCCUAACAGGCCCGCCGAGGGGCAAAGGACUUUCUAACGCUUGAAGAGUCAGCUACACUGAAAAGAGACUUGCAAGAGUUUAAAUUUAAAUAUAAAACUUUUUCUUCUUCUUUUUUUUUUUUUUUUAACAAACAACAUAAACGAGGAUUUAAAGUUCAGUUUGCUCAGUUCAACGGAAAGACUUUGCUCAUUGCUGUUCUGAACAUUUUCUCCUGGCUGCGACUUUAAGGGAUCAAUGUCGUGAAAGUUAUUUAAUUCCAUGUCCAAAAAGCACGUACUAUAGUGUAGACCUUCUUUAAAAGUUUACAUCCGGAAGUUUACAAACGGGAAAUUUUAAUUCAGAUUUAAUUUAAGGCAUGCCGACAUUAGUUGUAAAGACUUUUCGAGAGUUUUUCCUCCUGAUUUCCUUGUUAGCAUAUAAUUCACAAACAGCACUUCUACUAAGUUUACACCUACUGCACAAAUUUAUCUUGACAAAAAAAAAAAUAUGUUAAAAGGUAUGCACACUCCAAUAAAUUGUCUGUUUCAG
This is a messenger RNA of Vidua chalybeata, 2125 nucleotides long. It is a transcript of the gene IRX4, whose product is annotated as iroquois homeobox 4. Gene Ontology annotation, molecular function: DNA-binding transcription factor activity, RNA polymerase II-specific; RNA polymerase II cis-regulatory region sequence-specific DNA binding. Gene Ontology annotation, biological process: neuron differentiation; regulation of transcription by RNA polymerase II; cell development. The transcript has 5 exons. The record is from RefSeq and is a predicted model, not a curated record. Gene Ontology annotation, cellular component: nucleus. NCBI's taxonomy places the organism in Eukaryota, Metazoa, Chordata, Aves, Passeriformes, Viduidae. The coding region runs from base 103 to 1602 and encodes 499 amino acids.